ACGGCGUCAUUCUUGUCCUCAGUUACGCAUUAAGAUCCGGAAUAGAGUCCACGGACUGAGAGGCGUCUGCACUUUUCCUUUUUCUGUACUAAACUACCCGGGUUUUCUCCAAAUCACUGUUCUCUGCAAAGAGGAAGCCUUCUUCAGAUACAGACAUGCAUCCGGCAACCACCAAAUGGUACGACAGGAGGGACUCUGUUUUCAUAGAGUUCUGUGUAGCUGACAGCAAAGAUGUCAAGGUCAAUUUUGAUAAAACAAAGUGUGGUUUCAGUUGUGUUGGAGGAACAGACAAUGUCAGGCACGAAAUUCUAAUUGACCUAUUUGAAGCCAUUGAUGAAAAUGAAUGUAAGCAUAGACGUACAGAUAGAUCGGUUUUGUUCUAUUUACGAAAAGCUCAGCCUGGGACCCCUUGGCCGAGGCUAACGAAAGAGAAAGAAAGGCUCACGUGGCUUAAAGUUGACUUCAACAAUUGGAAAGACUGGGCUGAUGACUCCGAUGAGGAAAACUACGAUCAAUUUCCAGAUUUGAUGCACAACAUGGAUGGCGAUGAUGACAUGCCAGAAGAUGAGGACAGUGAUGAUGAGAAAAUGCCUGAUUUGGAAUAGUCUGCUGUAUAACAAAAUUAAAGAACUGACGGCAGGAGGCACACACGCAUUGAAAACAAAUGUACAUACAUCUGAGUCAGUAGCCAUAUUUAAAUGAAUAGUCUCCAGAUUGUGUAAAGAUCAGUCACUGAAGGUUGUUGCAUGGUUUUGUACAGAGCAGCUAUCUCCACUUCCAUUCGCUGUACUGCACCUUUUGGGUAUCCUCUUUUACUGUUAGCCGUCAUAACAACUAAGCACACAUUAACAAAUACAUAAAAAUGUUAGUGUUUGCUACAGAGCAAUAUGUGUAAUUUACGUUUGUUUUGAAAUAUGUUUUAUGUUGAAAGCUUUGCCCAUUCCAAAAGAUAUGGUUUUAAAUUGAUAAGAGUAGUUAAUGACUUAAGACCCUUGUAUCCAUCCAAAAAGACUCAACUUUGUUGAUUAGAAAAAACAAAUUUCAAAACGGUAUUUAUUAUAAAUUAGGUAUCCAGAAGGUCCGCAAUUAUUGCUUACAUGCAUUUCUGAAUUGCAAUGUUUGUCUUUGUAAAACAUUCACAAUAGUUGCAUUUUCUUAUCAGCUUUGGUAUUUGUUUAGCAUCUAAUCUUUAUCCUUCCAAACCCAUGAAACAUGCACUAAUGUUAAGACUGCAGGGUGCAGUGGUCUAAUGCAGCUUAAUGACGACUGUUGGGAUGUGAGCAGUAUAUAGUUUGUUGCUGUUCUUGAAGUUCAUUUUACCAGAAGACCCUGUUCAUAAUCUGAUGUGUUGUUACACCCAAUUAUCUCUGCAAUGUCAUUGAAAUGUGAGGGGAUUCAAGUAAUGUAACUUUUCAGUGAACAAUUCUUUUUUUUUUUAUUGUCUACAUCUUUCUAAUAAACGGUUUAUGAAAUUAUUUAAA
Molecule: messenger RNA, 1481 nt
Organism: Periophthalmus magnuspinnatus
Lineage: Eukaryota; Metazoa; Chordata; Actinopteri; Gobiiformes; Gobiidae
Product: prostaglandin E synthase 3-like
Exons: 8
Coding region: 156-605 (149 amino acids)
Biological process (GO): prostaglandin biosynthetic process; protein folding; chaperone-mediated protein complex assembly
Cellular component (GO): nucleus; cytosol
Molecular function (GO): prostaglandin-E synthase activity; Hsp90 protein binding; protein-folding chaperone binding
Source: RefSeq, a predicted model, not a curated record